Messenger RNA from Penicillium vulpinum, 630 nucleotides. Its product is annotated as DUF2306 domain-containing protein. The record is from RefSeq and is a predicted model, not a curated record. The transcript has a single exon. NCBI's taxonomy places the organism in Eukaryota, Fungi, Ascomycota, Eurotiomycetes, Eurotiales, Aspergillaceae. The coding region runs from base 1 to 630 and encodes 209 amino acids.
AUGAAGGAAGGUCAAUCUGCGUAUCCAUCUACAGCUUUUCGCUGGUGGAUGAUGGCGUUCCCUGCUUUCCUGGUCUCUUUCUACGCCGUUCAAUUGAUAUACAGCACUCCACCAGGCGACGCUAGCGUGAAAGCACGUAUCCUGCCAUCGAUUUCUGGGUGGAUACAUAUCAUCGGUGGUGGCGUGGCAAUACUACUGGGUCCUUUUCAAUUCAUUGAGAGCAUUCGCCGAAAAUCCCCUUGGGUACACCGAUGGAUUGGCCGAGUAUACGUGGCAGCCAUAUUUGCCAGUGGCUUUAGUGGCCUUCAGAUUUCCUUUCGAAGCGUGGCAUAUUCCAUCGGUAGAUAUGGAUUUGCAGCUCUGGCUAUUGUCUGGCUGAUAACCAUGUUCAUGGGCGUUUUCACUAUCUGGAACGGUAAUAUUUCUGGUCAUCGGGAAUGGAUGACACGUAAUUUCUCCUUGACCUAUGCGGCUGUGAUGCUGCGCUGGCAACUUCCACUCUUGAUGGUUUCUGGUUUGACGGUAUCGGCUGCUUUGACGAUCACAGGGUUCUCUUGUUGGAUUCCAAAUUUGAUUUUCGUGGAAUGGUACAUUGGCAAUCGGAAGAAUCGGAAGUUUGCCAUUGAAUAA